AUGGCCACCGCAGCUGUACCUUCGAGGUUUAUUCAGCCUCCUUCACCCCCUCAGUCGACAAAUGGAGAUCCCGCUUCUGAACCCUGCGGCAUGCUCAACCCAAUGUAUAGCCACCCUCACACUCUUGGAGCUGCUAGCCUGUCAUGUAGCGCCGAAGCUGCAUACAGUGACUUCAAACCCCAAGCGAUCGGUUAUGCGACUUCUCCUCCGCCAUAUUAUAACCUCCACCACGAUUACUCACGAAGUCUACCGAUGCAACACUCGAUGUUAGCUCCAGGCAUUCAGGUCAACACGCCACCCCCUGCUGCAGAUGAUGGGAUUGUCCCGAGCAAUCUUGAAUCGACUCCUCCUCGGUGGCCGUCUCCAUCUACACUGAAGCGCUCUCCAGGAAAGACGAGAGUGGCCAAGACCCCCAGACUUCGACGCAGAGCCAAGAAGGCGAGCAGUCGCGAUGCAAAGCCUUCGCUCCCCGGCCCAUUGAGUGAACUCACCAAGCACAUGACACAUGUUCCCGUCAGGGACAUGGAGAGCUGGGUACAUCGCCCAGUAGAGGCGCGCCAUCAGGAGGUGGCUAAGAAGAAUGGUAAGGUUGCGAGGCCCAUGAACUCCUUCAUGCUCUACCGGUCUGCAUACGCCGAGCGGACCAAGGAGUGGUUUGCACAGAACAAUCACCAGGUCGUCUCAGAGGUGGCAGGCGACAGCUGGAGGAUCGAGCCAGCACAGAUUCGCGAGAUGUACGAGCGUCUUGCGAACAUCGAAAAAUCGAAUCAUCUCAAGGCCCACCCGGGCUAUAAAUUCUCUCCAUCGAAGGAUAAGAAAAAACGAACCGACGCGGAGAAUGAGCAGUUGGCCCUGAAUGGCGCCGGACAUACGUCCGAAUCCAGCCCAGCUUUCCUCCAGGUUCGCGCCAUGAGCUCGUCUGAGCUGGACAGCAGUGGAUGGGAAAGCCGUGACUCGACACCCUUCGACUUUCCCGAGCACGGACUGCCCACAACGACAUACUACAGUUCAUCCUGGCACACCAGCCAUCCCAGCAAAGACAUGCUAUCUCCCCCCAAAUCGACUGCCUAUCUCCAACAACCACUUCAUCACGGCCUCAUGGGUGCUCAUGUAGAGGACGCCCGGUUCAGGAAUGUUGGAUUGGAGGAAUUGCAACUUACUUCAUCGACCGCGCUGGCUGGGCUGCCUGGCGCAGCCCACCAUGACCUACUCCAGCCUCAAACGACUCUUCCUCCUUCGACGAUUGGACACAACGGCCAAGUGGAUCCCCAGUUGCUGUCCUUCCAAAGUGACUCCAGCUCGAAUCCAGCAUACAACCACUCCCAUUAUGCGGUCUGGCAAGAAAUUCCCACAAACAACUGCUAUCUCCCUGUUACCUCUCCGCUGGCCAUUUCGUUUCCGAAUGGAACCACCUACCAUCAUGGCCUGGGAGACGGUCGUGAGGUGUGGGGUCCCACGAGUCAUGAGGCUGGUCUUGACGGAUCUGGCGGCGAAUUCGAACAUUGGCUCAACCCUCACGCAUCGGGAUAUUCAGCAUAG
This is a messenger RNA of Aspergillus clavatus NRRL 1, 1539 nucleotides long. RefSeq names its product HMG-box domain-containing protein. Gene Ontology annotation, biological process: regulation of transcription by RNA polymerase II. The coding region runs from base 1 to 1539 and encodes 512 amino acids. Lineage: Eukaryota; Fungi; Ascomycota; Eurotiomycetes; Eurotiales; Aspergillaceae. The record is from RefSeq and is a predicted model, not a curated record. The transcript is spliced from 3 exons. Gene Ontology annotation, molecular function: RNA polymerase II cis-regulatory region sequence-specific DNA binding; DNA-binding transcription factor activity, RNA polymerase II-specific. Gene Ontology annotation, cellular component: nucleus.